This is a messenger RNA of Fusarium musae, 1488 nucleotides long. RefSeq lists its product as uncharacterized. NCBI's taxonomy places the organism in Eukaryota, Fungi, Ascomycota, Sordariomycetes, Hypocreales, Nectriaceae. Gene Ontology annotation, molecular function: transmembrane transporter activity. Gene Ontology annotation, biological process: transmembrane transport. The coding region runs from base 1 to 1488 and encodes 495 amino acids. Gene Ontology annotation, cellular component: membrane. The transcript is spliced from 5 exons. The record is from RefSeq and is a predicted model, not a curated record.
AUGACGGGCUCCGUUCACUCAAAACCUGGGUCUUUCGACAUCAAACGGGAUGUCGAGUACGAAGAGGUUGCUCCUGUGCAAGAUGAGAUCCUCGAGCGCUAUCCGCUCAUCAAGGACAAGACUCCAGAAGAGCGAGCAGCCAUUGAGAAAUCUCUGGUUCGCAAGCUCGACUGGAAGUUUCUCCCCAUGGUCACAGCCAUGCUGUUAAUGAACUAUCUUGAUCGAAUCAACGUCUCCAACGCUCGACUCGCCGGCAUGCAAGAAGAUCUUCACAUGACAGAUACAAUCUGGUCUCUCGGCAUCUCCAUGUUCUACGUGGGCUACAUUCUCUCUCAGAUCCCCGCCAACGUCAUCCUAGCCAAGGGAACACCCCGAAUCCUUCUCCCUAGCUGCAUGCUCGUUUGGUCUUGCGUGACUAUCUGUAUGCCUGCUGUUUCUGCAGGAUGGGGCUUUUGUCUCUGCCGGUUCCUCAUUGGCUUCACUGAAGGACCAUUUGUACCUGCUGUAUCCCUCAUGACUUCUUCUUGGUACACAAAGCACGAGUCGCCAAUGAGGAUGGGUAUCUGGCAUGCGGGAAAUACCAUCUCGCAGGCCCUUUCAGGACUUUUGGCUGCUGGUAUUUUGACCAACAUGGAGGGUGUUGCCAACCUUCGAGCUUGGAAAUGGUUCUUGCUCCUGGAAGGCGCUGUCAGUAUCUUGGUGGCUCUCGUGAGUUUCUGGUUCAUCCCCAACUUCCCUGACUCGACGGGUACAUACUUCAUCACCGAAGAAGAGGCGGCUAUGGCUCAAUAUCGUCAGACUGUGUCCGCUGGUGGCAUUGCUGAAGAUGAUGCUGGUGGCUACUGGGAUGGUUUCUGGAUGUGUAUGAAGGAGCCAUUUGCCCAUCUCUUUGCGGCUAUCCACUUCUUCUUGAUCAUCGCACAGUCUUACAAGGACUUCUUCCCCUCCAUUGUCGCUACCCUCGGAUUCUCCGGUACCACCACCUACCUCAUUCAGGCUCCUCCUCCUAUCAUCGCCUUCCUUGUGAUGAUGGGCGUCUCGUGGUCUUCUGGUCGACGACUGGAACACGGAUAUCACAUAAUUGUCCCUAUCCUUCUUACCCUGAUCGGCUGCGCUGUCAUGAUUACCACCCUCAACGUUGGCGCCCGGUACUUCUGUAUGAUCCUGCUCGUCGUUGGUCCAUUCGUCGGUCUUAACCUCCAAAUCUCUUGGGAGACAACUGUUGUCCCUCGUCCCCGCACAAAGCGUGCUGCCCUCAUCGCUUACGCCAACUGCGUGUCGUCUGUUUCCCACUGGUUUACACCAUACUUCUUCCUCCGCAACCAGGAGCCUUACUAUCAGACUGGAGGCGGUGCUAUCAUUACAGGCUGUGGUCUCACUGUGGUUUUCGUUCUCAUCACAAAAUGGUACGUGGCUAAGAAGAACAAGGACCUGAAAGCCGCGGAGGAUGCAGCUGGUGAGCCCGAGGGAUGGAGAUUUGCUGGCUAG